Molecule: messenger RNA, 1062 nt
Organism: Kluyveromyces lactis
Lineage: Eukaryota; Fungi; Ascomycota; Saccharomycetes; Saccharomycetales; Saccharomycetaceae
Gene: RRD1
Product: peptidylprolyl isomerase RRD1
Exons: 1
Coding region: 1-1062 (353 amino acids)
Biological process (GO): mitotic spindle organization
Cellular component (GO): protein phosphatase type 2A complex; cytoplasm; nucleus
Molecular function (GO): protein tyrosine phosphatase activator activity; peptidyl-prolyl cis-trans isomerase activity
Source: RefSeq, a predicted model, not a curated record
AUGGACUUUGAUUAUGAGAACGCCAAGUUCUCAAUGCCAGAGAAAAGAAUAUUCGAUAGUCAGGGUACCCUUGACUUCCAGAAUUCAGUCGCAAUGGUUAGAAUACAAUAUCACUUGCAGAAGUAUAUUACGCUUUGUAAGGGCCAGCAGAUACCAGAUACAAUCAAAGAAAGUUUUUUCACUAAUAUCGUAGUGGAACUACUCAAAAGGCUGUCUGCCUUGAUAGACGAGACACCUCCUGAGAGAAUGCAUAGUAGAUAUGGAAACCUUUCAUACAGAGAUUGGCAAACGAAGUUUCAAAACCAAUUGGAGAAUUGGUUGCAUGAGUUAUUGCCCGAAAAGUACAACAACAGCAUCAUAGAACUUUCAUAUUACAUAUCUAAUGCAUUUGGAUCGAAGGAAAGAAUUGACUAUGGAACUGGUCAUGAAUUGUCCUUUUUAGCUGUGAUAAUUUGUUUGGAUAUGCUAAAAAUUGAAACAAUAAAGGGGCCGGCGCUACUUUAUUGUUUCAAUUCAUAUUACGACGUGAUUCAGAAACUAAUCUUAACCUAUAAAUUGGAACCUGCUGGGUCUCAUGGCGUUUGGGGGCUAGAUGAUCAUUUUCAUUUCUCAUACAUUUUAGGAGCCACUCAAUUGUUAGAUGUGAAUACUUCUUUAAUACCAAAGGAUAUUUCUAAUACUAGAUUGAUGGAACAAAACAGCUCUAGCAAUCUAUUUUGCAAAUCAAUACGAUUCAUUAAUGUCGUAAAAUCGGGCCCAUUUUCCAAUCAUUCUCCUCUACUCUACAACAUAUCAAGGAGUGUUCAUACAUGGCACAAGAUGCAACAGGGUUUGAUUAAAAUGUACAAGGUAGAAGUUUUAAAUAAGUUUCCAGUCGUGCAGCACUUUUGGUUCGGAACCGCAUUUUUCCCAUGGACGAGUUAUGGUAACAAUCACUCUUUGCCAAUAUAUCAGCCUGCAGAAAAUAACGACGAUGCUGAUUUUUUGACUGCAAACAAUGCUACUACGAAAAUGCCUCCACCUUUGAGUACAAGCACAUCUAGGUUUAUACACAGACGUUAA